AGAGCAGACCAAUGUAUCAAGCAUUUUGAAAUAAUUAUGGCCCCUUUUACACUUAGAUAAUUGAACAUUUUGCUUAAAUUGCUAUAACUUUAUUUUUUGGGUGGUGCGGUGGUCGAGUGGUAACACUCUGGUCUACCAUUCCAGAGGUCCCCGGUUAAAAUCCCAGCCGGGGCACUGGAAAUUUCAGAAAUGCUUCAAGUGUUUCCCACCCAACUAGAGAUGUACUGGUAUGAAACCCAGGUGCUAGAAGAGGACUCUAGUAAUACUAACAUGUUUAAGGUGUGUGGUUAUACGUGUAAUAGGAAUGAUUUCUUAAAGAAACACAUGAGGUUGCAUUCAGGAGAAAGACAUUACAAGUGUGAGGUGUGUGGUUAUGCAUGUAACCAGAAGUGUGACUUUAAGAGACACAUGAGGACACAUUCAGGAGAGAGACGGUACAUGUGUAAGAUUUGUGGUAAAGAAUUUACAGGUAGUGAUCAGUUGAUGAAACACUUAAGGAUACAUACGGAAGAAAGACCGUACACGUGUAAGGUGUGUGGUAAAUCAUUUUACCAGAGUGCUCAUUUAAAACAACAUAUAAAGAUGCAUUCAGGAGAAAGACCUUACAUGUGUGAGGUGUGUGGUAAAGCAUUUAAAAGGAGCGGUAUCUUGAAGACACACAUGAGGAUACAUACAGGAGAAAGACCGUACGAGUGUGAUGUGUGUGGUAAAGCAUUUAAAAGGAGUGGUAUCUUGAAAACACACAUGAGGAUACAUACAGGAGAAAGACAGUACAAGUGUGAUGUGUGUGGUAAAACAUUUAUAUCAAGUUGUUACUUGAAGACACACAUGAGGAUACAUACAGGAGAUAUACCUUACAAGUGUGAUGUUUGUGGUAAAGCAUUUAUAUCAAGUGGUGACUUGAAAGCACACAUAAGGAUACAUACAGGAGAAAGACCGUACAAGUGUGAUGUGUGUGGUAAAGCAUUUACACAGAAUAGUACAUUGAAGGCACAUACGAGGAUACAUACAAGAGAAAGCCCGUUCACGUGUGAGGUUUGUGGCUGUGCGUGUAAACAGAGAGGUACCUUGAAGAAACUCAUGAGGUUGCAUACAAGAGAAAGACUUUACAAGUGUGAGGUGUGUGGUUAUGCUUUAAACCAAAGUGGUGACUUGAUAGAUGACAUGAAGACACAUUCAGAAGAAGGACUGUUCAUGUGUGGGGUUUAUGGUAAAACAUUUAAACAGAGUGGCAACUUGAAGAAACACAUGAGGACACAUACAAGAGAGAGACCGUACAUGUGUGGAGUGUGUGGUAAAGCAUUUCCAAAAAGUUGUAACUUGAAAACACACAUGAGGAUACAUACAGGAGAGAGACCGUACAAGUGUGAGGUGUGUGGUUUUGCAUGUAACCAAAGUGGUUCCUUGAAGAAACACAUGGUGUUACAUAAAGGAGAAAGACCAUUCAAGUGUGAGGUUUGUGGCUAUGCCUGUUAUCAGAGUGAUGAAUUGACAGAUCACAUGAGGUCACAUGCAAAGGAAAAACUGUGUGAGGUGUGUGGAAAAGAAUUUAAACUAAAGGGUAACUUGAAGACACACAUGAGGAUACAUACAGGAGAGAAACCAUACAAGUGUGAUGUGUGUGGGUAUAAAUGUAACCAAAAUGGUACCAUGAAGAUACACAUGAGGUUACAUACAGGAGAAAGACCGUACAAAUGUGAGGUGUGCGGUGAAGCAUUCAAACAGAGUGGUAACUUGACAGAACACACGAAGACACAUACUGAAGAAAGACCCUACAUGUGUGAGGUGUGUGGUCAUGCAUUUAGACAAAGCUGUAACUUGAAGACACACAUGAGGAUACAUACCGGAGAAAGACCGUACAAUUGUGAAGUGUGUAGUAAAGCAUUUGCAGAGAGUCAAACCUUGAAAGCACACAUGAGGAUCCAUACAGGAGAUGGACCUAACAAAAGUGAGGUGCGUGGUUAUGCAUGUAAGCAAAGUAGUGACAUACAGGGGAGAAACCGUACAAAUGUGACGUUUGCGAUGAAACAUUCAAACAUGAUACCUGGAUCAAACACAUGAGGACACAUACUGGUGAAAGACCAUAUAAGUGUGUAGUGUGUGGCUAUGCAUGUAACCAGAGUGGUGUCUUGAAGGUACAUAUGAUUGAGGAUACAUACAGGAGAGAGACCAUACACGUGUGAGGUGUGUGGUAUAGCAUUCAGACUAAGUGGUAACUUGCAGACACACAUGAGGAUACAUACAGUAGAGAGACCGUACCAAUGUGAGGUGUGCGGUGAAGCAUUCAAACGAAGUGGUAACUUGCAGACACACAUGAGGACACAUACAAUAGAGAAACCGUACAAAUGUGAGGUGUGUGGUGAAGCAU
Molecule: messenger RNA, 2368 nt
Organism: Dreissena polymorpha
Lineage: Eukaryota; Metazoa; Mollusca; Bivalvia; Myida; Dreissenidae
Product: zinc finger protein 836-like
Exons: 2
Coding region: 190-2061 (623 amino acids)
Biological process (GO): regulation of DNA-templated transcription
Molecular function (GO): RNA polymerase II cis-regulatory region sequence-specific DNA binding; DNA-binding transcription factor activity, RNA polymerase II-specific
Source: RefSeq, a predicted model, not a curated record